UUCAGGUUCAAACUGGGUUCAGCAGAUCUUAAUGCAGCUGGAAGUUGCCUCUGGAAAAUAUGAGGAAGACGAACAGAAACAAAGGCUGCAAAAACUGAUAGAAUUAUCACGAUUUCUUUUUCUUGAAUUUGGAGAACCAGAAAAAUUUGAGAGGAUGGAAAAACUGCCUUCCAGAAGAGUUAUAAAAACACACCUCAUCCCUCAAAAGUUGCCCAAGUCUGUUUUUGAACAAAAGGCAAAAAUACUGGCUUUGUUACGGAAUCCAAAGGACACAGCUGUAUCUUACUUCCAUUUUUCCAAAGGCCUCAAAUUGAUUUCUGACCAGGAAACCUGGGAUGAGUACUUUGAAGCUUUUAUCACUGGAAAGGUGGUCUAUGGAUCUUAUUUUGAUUAUAUUGUUGAAUGGAACAAGUAUCUUGAUGAUAGCAAUAUAUUUUUUAUUACCUAUGAGGAGAUAAAAGAGAAUCCAGCCUCAUCACUGAAAAAAAUAGCCAAAUUCUUUGAUCUUUCUGUGACCGAAGAAAAGAUUGAGAGCAUUGUAAAGGAAACACAUUUUGAAAGCAUGAAAAAUAGUGCAGGAACCCUUGGAAAAAUGGGACAAAUACUUUUCCGCAAAGGCAUAGUAGGUGAUUGGACAUCUGUCUUCUCAGAAAGCCAGAAUGAAAAAAUGGACAGAAAAUUUGAGGAGACUGUAGCAAAAACUAAGCUUGGAAUGAAGUUGAAAUAUGAGGUGUACUGCAAAAACUGAAGAGAUCAUCAGUGCUACAAACAUCUCGUGUUUGAUUCUCUACGUGAGAGUAAACAUACUUAAGUUGUUCAAGAAGAAUUGGUAGUGCCUUCCUCAGUCUCCAGAUAUGGCAGAUGUCAUUUCCGAUAACCUUAACACGGUUAUUGGUUGUGUUAUAUGACGAGUCAAAGAUAAUAGCAGCUAAAGUCCAACAAUCUGGUAGGGGAGUCCAACCAUUCACUCUUUUCUCUUCUUUUGGAUAUUAACAUUAAGUGGAAGAACUUUUCCAGAAUUAAUAAAAACCUAGACUUAUCAGUAA
Molecule: messenger RNA, 1046 nt
Organism: Notechis scutatus (mainland tiger snake)
Lineage: Eukaryota; Metazoa; Chordata; Lepidosauria; Squamata; Elapidae
Source: RefSeq, a predicted model, not a curated record